AUGGACGGUAUCCCGUUUCACUGGCAGGCGCUGGUUGAGAGUGGAACCGUCAUCUACCAAAUGAUACUUCCUCCUGGCGUGAUCAUCUUCGUGACGGUGCUGCUACGCUACCUGAUUCCACACAUUUUCCCAGAUUGGCAUGGUGGAAGUGCCGAAGGAGAGGAAAGCGUUGAUGACAAUCGAGUCUCCGUCUACGUCGACUUGGCCCCGGACACCUCGGAGACGUCCGACUACGCCGGCAGAUGGAAGGCCGGAUUUUUCAAGAGGGGCUUCAAGAAGGCGCUGCUGAAGAAGGGCGUCGACCCGAAAUUGAUCAACAUCACGCUCGAGCUGCUCGACGAUGGUGAUGUGAUGUCUGUGACGGAGGGAUCUGAUCCAGGCGUCGAGCCUGAAAAACCAAAGAUCACGCGCCUGAAGCUGAUGCUGCCGGAGGACGCCGUCCCGUUGGUGCAAAAGAUGCAAGAGAAGCUGACCGUCGAGUGCGACAAGCUGCGCGCUAGCGCCGUCAAGCUCGACCACAUGCUCACCAUCGAGGGUACCGCCGGAGCCGAAAUCCCGCGCGACCAGCGCACCGCGCGUCUGCUGAAACUCGAGACCCUGUGGCACAAAACCCUGCGCAGCGCCCGCAUCGAACUGCUCGACAAGUCCGUCUUUUGCGCCUCCGAGGAGUUUGAGAAAACGAUGCCCACCGACGCGAUCAUUGGCCGAAUUCUCUACAUGGUGCCCAAAAGCGCUGCCAAGAAAGCGAUGUCGGUGAUCUGGAAGGCGUUGACAUGUCCCACUCCCGAGACCGAAGAGACCGUGGCUGGGUUGACACUUUUGAUGCGAGGAAGGCCCGGAAAGAAGCAGAAGGAGGAGUCGAAGACGGAUGGGGAGAAGCCGAAGCAGCAGCCCGUCGACCAGAAAUUAAGCGGAAAUACG
Messenger RNA from Mesorhabditis spiculigera, 921 nucleotides. NCBI's taxonomy places the organism in Eukaryota, Metazoa, Nematoda, Chromadorea, Rhabditida, Rhabditidae. The record is from the annotation of a GenBank genome assembly.